AUGCCUUUUUUUUUCACUGCAGGCCACACGGCCGAGUCGCCGGAAUCGUCCAGAGACGCAGCGCUUCCGGUUUCGUCCAACGGUGGUGGCGGCGCGCCCAGCUCACCGACACCCGGACAUCUCAAUGGACAGGACGAGGAGCAGUCGGACGGCAGCGCAGGCAUCGUGGCCGACGACGCGUCGCCAGGGAGGCUGCUGGUGGUCAGCGACCUGGGGGGCGAGUCGGCCGGUGCAGCAGACAAGGCGGACGAGAGACGUCGGAGCAACAGCAGCAGCAAGGUGCAAAACGCGAUUCGGGCGCAGAUGAGCGGCAGCGUGGAGUUGUCGGAUCUGGACGUGAUCGGCGGCGGGUCGAGCGAUGAUGUCGGCGACAAAAACGUCAGCGAUGUCGAUGUCGGGAACGGCGAGGCCGAAGAGGUGAGCGAGAUCAAGGAGGCUAAAGAGGUCAAGGAGGUCAGGUCAGCUGCUGGGACGCCAUCGGCAGAGACGUCGGCGGCGACGUCGCCGGUGCCGACUGUCAAGAAGAGGGGCCGGCCGCCGGGUCCGCGCACAAUGAUGCCUUCAAUAGGUCGGCCGGUUGGCCGACCGCCUGGCAGCCGCGCUCCGAUCGCAGUAGCUACGCCGGUUAAGUCUCGACGCAGACUCUCGGCUCCUAUCCCCGUGCCCGGCGCGGCUGCGGCUGCGGCUGUUCUGCAGGCACCGGCCACGGCACCGCGGCGUUCGCUCAAGCGCCCGGCGGUCGAUGAGGCGGCGCCAGCGGCCGAGACGCCAGUUGCAAAGAAGCGCGUGGGCCGGCCGGCCAAAACAGCCACGACAGCGGCACCGGCACAGGCAAAGAAGACGGCCACCAGCAGCACCAAGACCGCAGCAGUAAGCGGCCGGGGCCGGGGCAGACCCAAAAAGACUGCCGGCACGGCAGCCACUAUUGCACCAUCGACAGAAACACGAAAGUCGGUGCGGACAUUGACGCUGCCCAAGAGAGCUGCCGCCAUUGCCGCGGUCAAGCCAGCGGCCAAGCCAGCGGCCGAGCCAGCUCCGAAAACGGCCAAGACGGCCAAGACGGCCAAGGAGGCAACAAGCGGGGCCAAGCGGGGCCGCAAGCCGGCUGCAGGCAAGAGCACACCGGAGGUGUACACAGUGGAGGCGAUUCUGGACGAGCGCGUGGAUCGCACGACGAUGAAGAAGGAGUAUCUGCUCAAAUGGCAGGGCUUUCCCAAGUCGAAGAGCACGUGGGAGCCGCAGACACAUCUGGUGGGGUGCAAGAAGCUGCUGCGGGACUUUGAGAAGACGAAGAAGGCCUGA
Molecule: messenger RNA, 1302 nt
Organism: Grosmannia clavigera kw1407
Lineage: Eukaryota; Fungi; Ascomycota; Sordariomycetes; Ophiostomatales; Ophiostomataceae
Product: chromodomain containing protein
Exons: 2
Coding region: 1-1302 (433 amino acids)
Biological process (GO): negative regulation of transcription by RNA polymerase II; chromatin organization
Cellular component (GO): pericentric heterochromatin
Molecular function (GO): chromatin binding; DNA binding
Source: RefSeq, a predicted model, not a curated record